Molecule: messenger RNA, 186 nt
Organism: Paramecium primaurelia
Lineage: Eukaryota; Ciliophora; Oligohymenophorea; Peniculida; Parameciidae
Source: the annotation of a GenBank genome assembly
AUGAAGAUACAACUUUUUGUACCUUCAAUUAUUUUAAUAAGUGGAAAUGAAUGUAUUUUAAAAGAUAAUCUUGCAAAGACUUAAAUACUAAAAAAUAAUGUAAUAAUACAGACAAUAAGGCUUUAUAAUGUUACUGGAACAACUCUUGUUUCAAUAAUAUAUAGUAAUCUUGUUAUUUAUUCUUGA